GUUUCAUGCAGGCCUGAGAGUUUGUAUGAAGGAGUUCUUGGACUUAUCCGUGCUGCUUAGAAUGGAUGGAUGAUAGAUAUUAAACUCAUGUGUAUACUCUAAAUUCGGAUCUUCCACUGCAGUUUCUAUCGGUUUUAUACCACCACAGCAGAGCUGUCUAUCAUUACACACUAAUCAGAGUAACAUCAUCAUCAGCUUCCAUCAUGUUCAGCAAACUGAGCACGAAAAUCGCCCUCCGAAAAGCAGGUCUUCCAUCAAAUACUCUUUCCAGUUUUUCAAUCACAAACCUCGAUAAUGGCGAUAAAAAAUCCAUAAACUUAAAGUCUGGGAAAAAUAAUGAACCACCAGCUACAUGGGCAGAUACAUUUUCGAAUAUGACUUCAGAAGUUAAUGUUCCGAAGAGUUGGAAAUCAUGGGGAAAUCCAGCGCCGGCGAUAGCACAGGUUGCUCCUGCGCCGAUGGUGGGAACGAAGGCGCCAAGUACGGGGAAGUUGAUACUUCCUAUGGGGGAUAGAAGGGCUUGUGUACUUGUAUUUUUGAGGUGCUGUGGCUGUGCUUGUGAGUUUGUUUACUGCUAUUGAGAAAUUUCGAGAUGUUGUAUCCGUUCUCCUUGUCUAUCACAAUCCGGACAACCCACCUAGAAUCAAGACUAACAGAUUUUCCUUCCCAUUCAGUUGCAGAAAAGACCUUCAUCGAACUCCGUCGCUUAGCCAAUAAACAUCAAAACCUACAUUUCAUAGCCAUAUCGCACAACUCCAAAGAAGCAACAGAUAAAUGGGUGCUGCAAAUCGGAGGAGCAUGGUCAGUUCAAGUAGUCAUCGAUGAAGAUCGGGAAAUCUAUGCCAACUGGGGAUUGGGAGUGAGCACGACGUGGCAUUUACUGAAUCCAUGGACUGAAAUUGCACGACAGAAACUGGGGAAGCAAGAGGGGAUUUGGGGAAGAGAAGUCGAUCCUAGUGGGAACCGAUGGGUCGUGGGGGGAAGUUGGGCUACGGAUGGGAUGGGGACGAUUAAAUGGGGUGGUGCAAGCAAGAGUGCUGAUGAGAUACCUGAUUUGGUAGAGGCCUGUAAGAGUGUGGGUGUUUUAUGAGAAGUUAAAAGAUGGCUAUGAUGUAGACUGUGGAGUUUUGGCUACGGAGUUCUGGACUAUUAAUAUCGAAGAAUCUCGGAACUUUCGGUUCGACUUUCUUGAAGAGCUACAUCAUCAUACUUUAUCGGGUACGAAGAAGUAGACCUUCCUGCGAGAUUUCUGCUCUUAUAUUGGAUCAAGGGGUUCGUUGAUGCAGUUCCAUCUUGUUUCACAAUAUGUAAAUCCUGCGUUUGGGUCACCAACAAUUAAAGUAUCAUCAGCCAGUC
Messenger RNA from Sclerotinia trifoliorum, 1356 nucleotides. Lineage: Eukaryota; Fungi; Ascomycota; Leotiomycetes; Helotiales; Sclerotiniaceae. The record is from the annotation of a GenBank genome assembly.